GCCCCGCCUCUCCCCCCGGCUACGUCGAGAGCCGGGCCCCCGCCGCGAUUCGCCGCCCUCCGCGCUGACCCCGCGCAUCCCAGCCGCGGGCAGGGGGUCACCGGGAGGCCGGGGCGCGCAGAGUCCAGCCCCGCCAGCAGCCGAGCAAGCAGCCCCCCUUAAAUAGCUCCGCACCCGCCUCCGCCAGCCGCAGAGCUCGCCGAGCGAGGAGCCGACCGGAGCCAGCCUCUCGCCAGCGCCGGGGAGCUGCGCGCCCGCGUACCGCGCCGAGGAGCACAGACAGGCCGCCCCAUGCCUGCGCACUUGCUGCAAGAGGAGGAGUUCUCCUCCACCUCCAGCACCACUGCUGGUGGCACAGUCACCUCCCGGGUGACCAGUAAUGGAAACGCCGUCACGGAGAAGGACUUACUCAACCAUGAGGACUUGGCAGCAGACCGGGGCAUGGUAGACGAUAUCUUUGAUGAGACCUACCGGGAGAAAGAGGGCCCCAAGCCCCCACUGCGAUACGUCUGGAGGAACAUCAUCCUCAUGAGCCUGCUGCACCUCGGGGCUCUGUUCUCCUUGAUGCUGAUACCCUCUGCAAAGAUCCAGACACUGGUGUGGGCUCUUCUGUGUUUCGUGGUGAGUGCUCUGGGGAUCACAGCUGGAUCUCACCGCCUCUGGAGUCAUCGCUCCUACAAAGCCACGCUGCCUCUGCGCAUCUUCCUGACUAUUGCCAACUCCAUGGCCUUCCAGAAUGACAUCUACGAGUGGGUCCGGGACCACCGCGUCCAUCACAAGUUCUCUGAAACAGACGCAGACCCACACAACGCCAUGCGCGGCUUCUUCUUCUCCCACAUUGGCUGGCUGCUUGUGCGCAAGCACCCCGAUGUCAUCGAGAAGGGACAGAAGCUGGACCUCAGUGACAUCAAGGCUGACAAAGUGGUGAUGUUCCAGCGCAGAUACUACAAGCCUUCAGUGGUGUUGCUGUGCUUCACACUGCCAUCUGUAGUGCCCUGGUACUUCUGGGAUGAGUCCAUCAUCAUCAGCUUCUUCAUUCCAGCCAUCCUGCGCUACACCGUAGGGCUCAAUUGCACUUGGCUAGUGAACAGUGCUGCUCACAUGUUUGGCAACCGGCCGUAUGACCAGAACAUCAACCCGCGGGAGAACCCCUUGGUCAGCCUGGGGGCCAUAGGAGAAGGCUUCCACAACUACCACCACACCUUCCCCUAUGACUACUCCACCAGUGAGUUUGGCUGGCGCUUCAACUUAACCACAGCCUUCAUUGACCUCAUGUGCCUCCUGGGGCUGGCCAGCGAUCGCAAGAAGGUCUCCAAGGAGGUCAUCCUGGCUCGGAAAUUGCGGACUGGAGAUGGAAGUCACAAGAGUGGCUGAGUUCCUGCUCCCUUUCACACACACAUCCACACCUCUCCUUCGUCCUUUUUUCUCCCUUCCCACCCCCUCCAAACACGCUGGACAAAAGUUUAAUGUUCUGUUAACUAACUACUGAAUAAUGCUACCAGUUUGCUUAAGAUAAUGAUAAUGAGUUUUAACACCCCCCUCCCACACUGCAUUUUGCAGGAUGUAUUUAAGACCUAGGACUCUGCCCUUAUAACACAAGGCCACCCUUUCCCUCCUCUCCUUUCCCUUUCUGUUUUCUUCUCCAGUCUCUCUAACCUGUCUCCUGCUUUACAUUUUCCCAGUCUAUACCUGGAAGAGAAGCUGGUAGGAAGUGGCCUGGGGAGGCCUAUUGCAGUCGGCUAUGUACUAUUUAGCUAAGGGAAGCCUGAACCAGCCAGAUGAAGAGUUGAGCCAAAGUCAGUGACCCUCUCCCCACUACCUUCCCCUCAAAGUUUCUGCCACUGUCCCUUCUCUUUUCUCAAGGGCUGCUGACAGACAUGACAUGGCUCAACUGCUCUUCCUGGGAAAAGCAGACCCAUCCCUUGCUCUUGUCAUCAGAAAGAAGAGUUGUUUCUUUCCAAGAUGUCUCUUGGAAAGUGUUCUCCACUGCUCCUCACCACCUAGCCACUCUGGCUGGGGAGAGAAGAGUGCCCAGACUCUUUCACAUCCCCACCACUGGCCGUGAUGCUGUAACAGCAGUUAGCACUGGAGAGGGAGUGCUGGUGGCCUUAAUUUGCAC
This is a messenger RNA of Melozone crissalis (California towhee), 2119 nucleotides long. It is a transcript of the gene SCD, whose product is annotated as stearoyl-CoA desaturase. The coding region runs from base 292 to 1374 and encodes 360 amino acids. Lineage: Eukaryota; Metazoa; Chordata; Aves; Passeriformes; Passerellidae. Gene Ontology annotation, molecular function: palmitoyl-CoA 9-desaturase activity; stearoyl-CoA 9-desaturase activity; iron ion binding. Gene Ontology annotation, cellular component: endoplasmic reticulum membrane. The record is from RefSeq and is a predicted model, not a curated record. Gene Ontology annotation, biological process: unsaturated fatty acid biosynthetic process; response to fatty acid. The transcript is spliced from 6 exons.